This is a messenger RNA of Williopsis jadinii, 940 nucleotides long. RefSeq names its product guanylate kinase (gene GUK1). Bases 134 to 694 code for a protein of 186 amino acids. Gene Ontology annotation, biological process: purine nucleotide metabolic process. Lineage: Eukaryota; Fungi; Ascomycota; Saccharomycetes; Phaffomycetales; Wickerhamomycetaceae. Gene Ontology annotation, molecular function: GMP kinase activity. Gene Ontology annotation, cellular component: cytosol. The record is from RefSeq and is a predicted model, not a curated record. The transcript is spliced from 2 exons.
CUCAUCGACAGCGAUGUGUAUGUUUUUUUUUUUUGCUUUUUCGAUUGGUUCCUUUAAUACUUGUUUCUUUUUUUAGUUCCUUCCCAACUGUUUUGUUGACUCAAUCACUCAACUUACAAGCCGUUGUAUAAACAUGUCACACCGUCCAAUUGUUGUUUCAGGUCCAUCUGGUGCUGGUAAAUCUACCUUGCUGAAGAGACUGUUCAAAGAGUACCCAGACAGAUUUGGAUUCUCAGUGUCGAACACCACGCGUCAGCCGAGACCAGGUGAGGUUGACGGCAAGGAUUACCACUUUGUCAGUGUCGACGAGUUUAAGAAGUUGAUAGAUGAGAAUGCCUUCAUCGAAUGGGCCCAGUUCUCCGGUAACUAUUACGGUACAACGGUUAAAGCAGUUCAAGACGUUGCCAAGUUGGGUAGGGUUUGUAUAUUGGAUAUCGAUAUGCAAGGUGUGAAAUCCGUUAAGAACACGGAUCUUAACGCAAGAUACUUGUUCUUGUCGCCUCCAUCGAUUGAGAUCUUGAGACAGAGAUUAGAAGGUAGAGGUACGGAGACACAGGACUCCUUGGAGAAGAGAAUUGGCGCUGCAUCUGCAGAGAUGGAAUACGCAAAGAGUGGCGCCCACGAUCAAAUCAUCAUCAACGACGACCUUGAAAAGGCUUAUAAAGAGUUGAAGGACUUCAUCCUCCAAGAAUGAACACAAGUUUAGAACAGUUUCAACGAGUAAACGUUUGAACAAUCACACCUUAAUCGUAAAAACGCCUAGUAUUUUCAUCGUUUAAGUAAAUCCAAUGGAUCCUUCGUCUUAGAGCAUAACUCCAUCAUCAGUUUGUAUUCAACAAGCUGCUUUUGUUCAUCGACAAUGUUCUUCUUGGCCCGUUUCCGUUGACGAACAUUCGGUAAACCUGGUGAACUCGACAGGCAACUGGACAUCCUUCUUGUC